Messenger RNA from Necator americanus (New World hookworm), 642 nucleotides. RefSeq lists its product as uncharacterized. The transcript is spliced from 5 exons. The record is from RefSeq and is a predicted model, not a curated record. Lineage: Eukaryota; Metazoa; Nematoda; Chromadorea; Rhabditida; Ancylostomatidae. Bases 1 to 642 code for a protein of 213 amino acids.
AUGGGGGAUUGUGCGGCGUUGAUUGUGUGUCCAUAUUCGUUAGCACAUCACAUCUCACCAGCUGCAUUUCCUGACCAUUUGAAAUCGUGUCGGACGGAAUAUCUCAAGAAGAAUUCUACAAAUUCAAUUAAAAUAGUAAGGUGUAGUAUCGAUCGGCGCCAUAUUGUACCCGAAGUAGAACUAUCGUUUCAUGAGAAACAUUGUGGAGAUGCUUAUUUUCGGAAAAUCAAUGCUGAAUUAGUUGGACCUUCAAGCAGUAGUGAAUCCUACGACAGUGAUACAGAUUCAGUGACCAGCUCAUCUGAUGAUUACUCUCCUUCUGAUCGAUCAUUGGAUCGGGAGGGUGAUUUUCUUCGGAACCAUCCAACACAUCUUUUUAUGUGUCGAGUGAAUUCCCGCCAUUUCGUACCAGACGUCGAGCUGGAAUUCCACGAAAAGCAAUGUGAGGAUCCACUGUAUCGCCAAAUUGUGGCCGAACUAAAGACGGAACCAGUUCCAAUAAAAAUACCCAGCUCGGAUUCUAGCGAUAGUGGAGAUGAGAGUGACGGUGAUACCACGUCCGUCAGUUCAGGAGACACCGAUUAUUCAACAUCGAAAGAUGAACUACUUCGCAGAAUACUGGAAGGUCCGGAUACUGACUAA